UCUCUCUCUUCAUUUCAGUCACCAAACCUUCUUUUCUUUCUUUCCCGCUCCCUCGCUUCGUCUCUUUGCUCCGACGCCAAACCCUAGUAGUGGUGGUGGUGGUGGUGGUGCUACAACUACUUCUCCGCUUCCGAGGAUUUCGAUUUCCAUCUUCACGGGUUCCUUCUUCUUCGAAAAUCAGAUCUGUGUGAUUUCUUAAGGAGAAGGAGUGGGUUCAGGGAGACAUGGAGCGGAGGAGGAGCUCUCACGAUUGACAGCGUUCCUUUUCAUAUCACGGAACCGGCUUUCCCUGCACUUGGUCUGGAUGCCUUCUAAAAGGGCAAGAAGGAGGUUAGGUUUCCCUUCUUCAAUAACCACACGAGGUCUGGAUACUUUUAUGGCAUUCAAGUUAACAACAGUGUACAGAGAUCACCACCAGAAUUUUGGCGGGAUUGAUCUAUUAGGACUUGAAGAGGAAAUAAAAGGAAGAUGCUCGAUCCAUGCUUCAUGGGAUUUAUCAUCUUCAAGAGGUAAGGAAAGGCACGGAUGGGCGUCUAUUGACAUACAAGCUUUUAGACGCAACUCUUGCUCUAAUGAAACUAUCAAGUGGCAACAUGUACUUCAAAACAGAGUACAGGAAGGCCACAAAAUGGGAGGAACCAUGCCCAUGCUUCUAAUUUACCAGGAGAUCUACUUGCACGGCAGCACUAUGGCUUCUUGUUUUGUCCAUGGUUGCGCUGAAGUGAACGCAUCUACUCCACUAUUUUAAAAAUAAGGACCUGAGAAUGGCCAAGUAACGUGUAAACGAUAUAUAUAUAUAUAUAUAUAUAUAUAAUUUUUUUGUAAUUGUAAUAUUAAAUAGAGAAAACAGAGAAAGGAAGGAAUGGCACUGGUGAAAAACAUCCAAGAGGUAUGGAUGGCCUGCUGUCCCAUAUGCGAGAGCCACUGAAGGUAUGUCUAGAAGAUGGCCAGCCAGCCAGCCAUCAAUAGGUGUACUCAAAACAAAGCUUAAGCCUAGGCCGGGAUGAGCCAUGUGUGCUCGACAUGCGUUCGUUUGGACCCAACUCUCUCUUUUGUUUGAGUUAAAGCGUAUUAAUUUUAUUAAAUAAAUAAACCAAUCUCCAGCUUACCUGAACUUUUUUCUAAAAUUGAAAAAGUUUGGCAGCCUACUUCAUUUAAAGACAAACUAAAUUUCAUGAGCUGUUUGCACGCCCUAACCGCGUAAAAUAUCUCAUAAAAAAGUUGGAAGUUAAGUAGCGCAAUGCUAGAGAUCAGUAGGAUAGAAUUGUUGUGGAGUUGUUGAAGUAGGGACUGAUA
This is a messenger RNA of Dioscorea cayenensis subsp. rotundata (Guinea yam), 1296 nucleotides long. RefSeq lists its product as uncharacterized. The record is from RefSeq and is a predicted model, not a curated record. Bases 305 to 748 code for a protein of 147 amino acids. Lineage: Eukaryota; Viridiplantae; Streptophyta; Magnoliopsida; Dioscoreales; Dioscoreaceae. The transcript is spliced from 7 exons.